GAAAUAUAUAUGACAAUUGACAAAUAUUUGGAGCAUCGUCGCGAUAGAGUGUUUCUUCGUUUUUUAUUUAAAGCAUUAAUUCUAGCGUGCGAGAGUGUGUGCACGUACACGCGCGUACGUGUGUGUAAAACGUUCUUUUUAUUUAAAGAAAAUACAGAAAGUUAAAUUUUCCUCCUCAAGAGAAUAUGGAAGCAGAACCAUUAGAAGAUGGCGAAAUCGUCGAUGAGCCUAGCGAUGUCUUUGAAACUUAUAAAAUUUUGCAAAGACCUCACGUAAAGCAGACACCUGUCACAGACAUAUGUACAAAAAUGAGAUACAGCGACGAAUCUGAUCACUCUGCAGAUUCUGAAAGUGAUUCUGAUUCAGAUUCCAUACAGACUAAUAUUAAAAAACCUAAACUUAAAUUGAAAAAGAACAAACAUUUGUGGAAGGAUUUGACACCCAAAAAUGAUAAAUACAAAGUAUGGUGUACUCAAAUGCAGGAAGAAUCUUUGACUGAAGAUUUAACGUCAUGUGGUGUUACUAAGAAGCUGUAUCAAGAACGUAGUGUUGAAAGUUACAAUUUUACUCUACGAUAUGCAGAGAAUGCUAGAGAACCUUGCAAUAAUAAUAGUUCUGAUGAAGAAAAGGACAUCGAACGUAGAUUAACUAAUAAAAGAACAAAUUCAGAUAGACGUGACUUAAAAUUUAGAUUGGGAAAAAGGAGAAACUCCAUGGAUAAUCAAAAAGGUUCAGUUAGAAUAAUAGCAGAUUUAUCCACAACUGUGGAUUCAACAGAUGCCGACGUUGCUACUGAUAUAACUAAUAAGCUCAGCGAAAGAAAAGAGCUUCUCAUAAGACGAGUAGUGGAUAUAAUUGGUAAACAGAAAGCUAUUGAUUUUUUCCAAAAAACGAAGAAGAUAGAAGAAGAUGGUGGAAUGUUAAUAAUGAAUGGAUCUCGCAGAAGAACUGCUGGUGGAGUAUACUUUUGGUUGGUGAAAAAUGACAAACAUAUUCCUCAAGAAAAAAUAAGGGAGAUAUUUUAUUACGAUCAAAAAGAGAGUAGCGAACAAAGAAAGAAGACUGGCGACUUGGGACGACAGAAAAGGGAGCAGGAUUUAAUGAGAAGUUUCGAGGAUGGAUCUGAAAAGGAUUUACCAGCUCUAUUAACAAGAGCGGAACUCUCGACGAGACAAAUCGCAGAAGAAGCGAGAUUGCGACGUGGUGAAGGCAUGGACAGAAUGCCAGUAGAUUCUGAUCGCACGGUAUCAAAUCCACCACCCAGUCCUGUAACGGAUGAUCCAGAUCAGUGUUGUUAGACGGCUCCUGUUUUCGCGCAUGCGCAUUAAAUGUAGUAUCGUUGCCGUACUUAACUCGAGCAAAAUAGGGCGCUCUAUAGCCCCGGUAUUAUUUUUGAAAAAUAUUCAUAAAUUUCUAGAAAAUUAAUUAACAAAUGAAAUAAAAG
Cyphomyrmex costatus is the source of this 1444-nucleotide messenger RNA. It is a transcript of the gene Phax, whose product is annotated as phosphorylated adaptor for RNA export. The record is from RefSeq and is a predicted model, not a curated record. NCBI's taxonomy places the organism in Eukaryota, Metazoa, Arthropoda, Insecta, Hymenoptera, Formicidae. The transcript is spliced from 4 exons. Gene Ontology annotation, biological process: snRNA export from nucleus. Gene Ontology annotation, cellular component: nucleus. Bases 186 to 1298 code for a protein of 370 amino acids.